UCUACAGGGUGAGAAGACUGUAUUGAGCAUGCAGUCUUUUCUCCGCUGCAAUGUUAAAGAUUAACGUUUACAACUAAAGGACAGUAAUAGCCAGUGAUGCACUAGCCAAAGGUCUCAUAUAUUAUAUAUUGUUCCCUCAUUUGAAGAACGCCACUUGUUGGAAUAGUACAAAGAGCAGACUGGGCACACCUUACAGACAAACAUGGGGAAGAUGGGGAAACCUUUACUUCUCCUUUUUGCUUUUUUAGCUUAUUCGUACUGUAAUUCUGUCCCUGCGAUUAACAUGGCUGUAGUAGAUGUGAGAGAAGAUCGUCCAGUAGGUGAAUUUGCGUUUCAAAUCGAAGCAUCUGAUCCAGAUGGUGACCCUCUAACAUAUGGUAUCACUGGGACAUACUCUAGUCAUUUUGAAGUCGACAGGGCGUCUGGUGAAGUCACAAUCAAGAGUAUGCUGGACAGAGAGACGAAUGACCUCUUAAACAUAGAGGUUGUGGUGAAUGAUGGCGUUUAUGCGGAUGUGACAAAAACAGUUUAUAUUGCUGUUUUAGAUGCUAAUGAUAAUGCUCCAGUAUUCCAAAAUCUGCCCUAUAACGAAGAGGUUCCAGAGAAUGAACCUGUUGGCAGUACACUGUUCAGAGCAAACGCCAUAGAUAAGGAUACUGGCAUGGCUUCUAUUGUGACUUACAAAAUUGAUAAUGUGGCACCAAAUGAAGGGACUAGCCUAUUUUCAAUCUCUGAGACUUCUGGAAUUGUUGUCCUGGCGGGAACUUUGAGCUUCACUGACAAAAGUCCUUUCUAUCAGAUACAAGUCAUUGCAUCUGUGAGUAUUUAUUUAUGAAGUAAUCAUAUUCAGAUAAGCAAUGGGCUGCUUGUUGAA
Sinocyclocheilus anshuiensis is the source of this 874-nucleotide messenger RNA. Its product is annotated as cadherin-related family member 1-like. Gene Ontology annotation, cellular component: cell-cell junction; plasma membrane. The transcript is spliced from 8 exons. Gene Ontology annotation, molecular function: calcium ion binding. Gene Ontology annotation, biological process: homophilic cell-cell adhesion. Lineage: Eukaryota; Metazoa; Chordata; Actinopteri; Cypriniformes; Cyprinidae. The record is from RefSeq and is a predicted model, not a curated record. Bases 203 to 835 code for a protein of 210 amino acids.